AUGCAGAAGUGCGUCUCCAAGCAAUGGCUCUCACUUAUCUCCGACCCUGCCUUCCGCCGGCAACAUGCACGGGCUAUCCGGACACAUCCCACCUCUGAUCUCCUCUUUUUCAGCCCAGAUAGUGAACGCAAUGAGAUCGAUCUCAUAUCGCUUUCCCCAGAGGGUGUUGAUUCUGUUGGUAACGUCUCAUCCCCUAUAACUGAUGGGAUUCUGAAAAGAGGAGAUGAGAUUCAUAGCCUGCAUUCUUGCAAUGGGUUGCUCUGCAUGCAGAUUAAACUCAAAAACAAUCGCCUCCAGCUGAUUGUUUACAAUCCCACAACUUGCAAGCACAGGGUUAUUCCCUGGUUCAGUGGUGACUAUAAUAUGCCAAUAUUUCGCUAUGCAAAUAUUGCUUUUGACCCUUCAAAAUCUGAUCAUUACAAGCUUGUUUGCUUCGGUUUAGACCGUGACAGUGACUGUAACAACUAUAGAUUCUUGAUAUAUUCAUCAGAGACUGGGGCAUGGAGGGUGACUGAAGAUGCAGUUGGGAUGUUGCCUGUUCGUUAUUACUAUGACAGAGGGGUUUUAUGGAACGGAGACUUUCACUGGUUUGGUGGGGAUCUGUCUGUUAUGUGUGUGAACAAGCUUGAAGCCAUGUUGUUUGAUGUUUUUGCACUGAAGAGGGAUUAUUCUCAGUGGAUUCUGAAGCAUCGUGUUGAUUUUGCUCCUUUGACUCGGUAUUACCCAAAGAUGAAGGGCCCUGGAUUUCAUACACCUUGUUUGGUUGUGGAUGAGGAGGGGAAGAAAGCCAGGAUUGUGAUUUCUGUGGAGGAUAAGUUUCUUUCUUAUGAUAUUACUGAUAUGGUUGUGAAGGAGCUUGUUGAAGUAGGGCCUGUGUAUGCUGAAGUUGCUGGAUGGGGUGAUAGCACUUGGUACAGAUGGUACGAGGCUUUCCAGCAUGUUGAUACACUUGCUUCAGUUUAA
Molecule: messenger RNA, 963 nt
Organism: Coffea arabica (coffee)
Lineage: Eukaryota; Viridiplantae; Streptophyta; Magnoliopsida; Gentianales; Rubiaceae
Source: RefSeq, a predicted model, not a curated record